This is a messenger RNA of Babesia sp. Xinjiang, 534 nucleotides long. RefSeq lists its product as uncharacterized. Gene Ontology annotation, biological process: response to heat; response to salt stress; protein complex oligomerization. The record is from RefSeq and is a predicted model, not a curated record. Bases 1 to 534 code for a protein of 177 amino acids. The transcript has 2 exons. NCBI's taxonomy places the organism in Eukaryota, Apicomplexa, Aconoidasida, Piroplasmida, Babesiidae.
AUGUCGUGUAUCAUGAGGUGCAACAACUCCGACCAGGAGGUUGUUAUCGACGAACAAACUGGCUUGCCCGUUAAGACCCAUGACUACAGUGAAAAACCAUCGGUCAUUUACAAGCCAUCGACCAAUGUUCCUCAAAACACCAUCCUCGAGAUUCCACCACCAAAGGAACUGGAGACUCCCAUCACCUUCAACCCUACCGUCGACACAUUCUUCGAUGCCGACAAAAACCAAUUGGUUGUAUUGAUGGAACUACCAGGCUUCAGCCACAACGACAUUACUGUUGAAUGUGGUUUCGGUGAACUUAUCAUUAGCGGACCUCGUGCGAAGGAUGAGCUCUACGAAAAAUUCGGUAACAACUUGGACAUUCACAUCCGUGAACGUAAGGUUGGUUACUUCUACAGGAGAUUCAAGCUACCACACAACGCUCUUGACAAGUCAAUCUGUGUGACCUACUCUAACGGUAUCUUGGACAUCAGAGUUGAAUGCUCUCAAUUCUCGGAGAUGCGCCGCAUCCAAAUCGACUCAAAGGCUUGA